AUGGCCGAAAAAGGAAACACACAGAGCGAAUCGCUAGCGAACCCCGAGUCUGAUUUCCUGAAUAUACAACCAGCCGAACGAUAUCAACGACAAUUCAGCUUGCUAAAUCGAUUCGGCCUUCAAUCUAAUGUGAUCCUCGCGGCAUCAUUCGCAAAUUCGGAGGCUAGGACAACUGUGCUUUCUAAAGAAGUGGUUUACCCGGCCUUUCGAAGGAUUAUACAGCAGUAUCCAGAGCUUUCUAUGGUGUAUUUUGACGGGCCAUCCAAGAAAAAGAAGUCGAACCAUCGGUGCAUGUCCGGUUUCUUGCGCAGUGUCAAUCUCGAUGACCACGUGGAAUUCUUAGAUAUUCCAGAAAAUGAAGAGGAACUCAGCCUGACUGGCUUAAUCGAGCGAUACCACCGUACCUGGUUCGAUCACUCGAAAAGGCCACCUUGGCAGUUCAUCGUGAUCAAUGGGAGACAAACUUUGCUGGUAUUUGACCACUAUAUCACGGAUGGACGCGGGGCUACUUUUAUCCUUGAUAGCCUGCGAGAAGCGCUCAAUCUUCCAAACCAGAACGAAAAUGAUUCAUCUAUUGUCCAAUUGACUUCGGAGGUCAAAGGAUUUCCUGAGGUGGAUCCGGUCGAACUCUUGGGGAAGCCGUUCGUCUUCUGGGCCAUCUUGAAUUAUUUGCGCUUUUGGUUUAUCUGUCUCUUUUACAGAGGGACUAGUGUAUUCUUCCACGAUGCAAAGUAUGAGGAGCAAGAUUUCACCUUUGACGAUCCGAAAAAGGAGGAUAAUGUUGUCAUUACGAGGCUUCAUACUCUCCGCCUGAGCGCUAAGACCAUGAUCAAAUGUCUCCACGCAUGCCGCGAACACCAGACCUCAUUUACAAGCCUCCUACACACGCUCAUCAAGGUGAGCCUGGCAACUGACUUCUACCCGAAGGCCAAGUUCAGCCAUUCUGAGACAGUUAUCGACGUCCGACCGUAUCUCCCUACCCAGGAGAGGGAGAGGACCAUAAGCACUGCUGUAUCAAUGAUAUCGAGUUUUGACUGGCUUUCGAAGUUCCGAGAAGCAGGUCAAAGCCCAGACGGAGAGGAACCCUCCAUAGUGAACGCCGAACUGCUAUGGGAUCUCUCGCAACAACAUAAAGCUCAUAUCACGAACGAUCUAAAACACGAGAUGUCGUGGUUGAAAGCCUGGCUGUCCAUCCUCAUGGUUGGAGAAGACGAGGAAGACUACAUUUCCACUCUUUUGCCUGGCUAUAAGCUUGUUCAGAAUAGAACAUUUUCAGUGUCUAAUUUGGGCGCUUUUUCCUCCGCCGAUUCGAGCGUCAGUGGACCAUGGGCCAUUUCCAGCAUGGAAUUUUCUGCAGGUGCCUUUAAAGCUGGUAUUGGCUCAAAUCUGACCUUCAACAUUAUCGGCGUUCAAAAUGGUGCUACUGUUAUACAUGUUAGUCAUGAAGAGGGGAGUCUUCCGGAAGAAUUCGUCGGUGCCCUGCUUGAGCGGAUCGAGAAGCGGAUUUUCGCUAUCAUCGAGAUUGAGUGA
Messenger RNA from Penicillium salamii, 1530 nucleotides. The record is from the annotation of a GenBank genome assembly. NCBI's taxonomy places the organism in Eukaryota, Fungi, Ascomycota, Eurotiomycetes, Eurotiales, Aspergillaceae.